GUUACCAACAGACGGCGACACGCGACAUAACUUGGAAUUUGGUUAGGUCGGUUGGGGUUAUUGUUAUUCCUUCAGUAGUAAUCGCAGUUUGUCGUUGAACUUUACGCCGAUUUUUCUGUAGUGUUGGCAAGUUUCAGCCAGUGAUAACUGAAAACUGCGAUAAUUAAGCAUAAACAGUGAUAGCUGAAAAAUGUUGAUAAAAGUAAAGACCCUCACUGGAAAAGAGAUUGAAAUAGAUAUAGAACCUACCGACAAGGUAGAGAGAAUUAAAGAAAGAGUGGAAGAGAAGGAAGGAAUACCACCACAGCAACAGCGAUUAAUAUUCUCUGGCAAACAGAUGAACGAUGAAAAGACCGCGCAAGAUUAUAAAGUCCAGGGCGGUUCGGUAUUACAUUUGGUACUUGCAUUGAGAGGAGGCUGCAAAUACAUUCCUCGUUUAUAAACGAAUAUGAGAGGAUAUUUAAUAAAUGUGAGAUCAAUAGGAAGGAAAAACGAAAAACAGCAUGUUCAUCGCCGGUGUAUGCGCACCUGCGCUCAAAGAGGAGUCUAUGUUAUUCUAUAUGAUAGAAUAACUUAGAAUCUACGUGUGAUCUUUAUAAUCUAAAUAAAUAUUUAAUAAAAUAUAAUUUAAUCGUAAAAAUAUAUACAUGACAAGUAUUUCUAUUUUAGAAAUUAAUUUCUCAUGUAACAAAAAAUAAUAAUACACUUAUGUGAUCUUUGUUACUCUCCCAUUAUUCUUUAA
Formica exsecta is the source of this 742-nucleotide messenger RNA. It is a transcript of the gene Nedd8, whose product is annotated as NEDD8. Gene Ontology annotation, biological process: protein neddylation; modification-dependent protein catabolic process; regulation of proteolysis. The record is from RefSeq and is a predicted model, not a curated record. NCBI's taxonomy places the organism in Eukaryota, Metazoa, Arthropoda, Insecta, Hymenoptera, Formicidae. Gene Ontology annotation, molecular function: ubiquitin protein ligase binding; protein tag activity. The transcript is spliced from 4 exons. Gene Ontology annotation, cellular component: nucleus; cytoplasm. Bases 191 to 442 code for a protein of 83 amino acids.